Molecule: messenger RNA, 5796 nt
Organism: Carcharodon carcharias (great white shark)
Lineage: Eukaryota; Metazoa; Chordata; Chondrichthyes; Lamniformes; Lamnidae
Product: gastrula zinc finger protein XlCGF26.1-like
Exons: 3
Coding region: 146-1657 (503 amino acids)
Biological process (GO): regulation of transcription by RNA polymerase II
Molecular function (GO): DNA-binding transcription factor activity; RNA polymerase II cis-regulatory region sequence-specific DNA binding
Source: RefSeq, a predicted model, not a curated record
CGCGGUUAAUGGCGAUGGCGAGACGGGUCCACAACAGGGUAUUACAAGGGGAGGAUUUGCAGUCUGGAAAUUCAAACCAAACAUCACACCGGGACCUGACAGAGUCGCCAAUUUACCAUAACCUGAAUAUCAUCACAUUUUGAACAUGGAAGGAAAAAACACCAUUCAGAGUGGGGAGAAACCAUGGAAAUGUGGAGACUGUGAGGAGGGAUUCAGAUCCCCGUCUGAACUGGAAGCUCAUUGGCGCAGUCACACUGGGGAGAGGCCGUUCUCCUGCCCUGAGUGUGGGAAGGGAUUCAAUCAGUCAUCCAACCUGCCGCAACACCAGAGAGCUCACACUGGGGAAAGGCCAUUCACCUGCUCCCAGUGUGGGAAGGGAUUCACUCAGUCAUCCCACUUAGUGAGACACCAGCGAGUUCAUAGUGGGGAGAGGCUGUUUACCUGCCCCGAUUGUGGGAAGGGAUUCACUCGAUCAUCAGGGCUGCUGACACACCAGCGAGUUCAUACUGGGGAGAGGCCGUUCACCUGCUCCCAGUGUGGAAAGGGAUUUGCUCAGUCAUCCAACCUGCUGAAACACCAGCGAGCUCACACUGAUGAGAGACCUUUUAAAUGCCCAGACUGUGGGAAGUGCUAUAAAAGUUCCCUGGAUCUGAUGCAUCAUCAACUUGUUCACACUGAUGAGAGACCAUUCAGGUGCUCUCACUGCGGGACUGGGUUCAGGCGAUCAGAAGAACUCACUGUACAUCAGCGAGUUCACACUGGGGAGAGGCCGUUCACCUGCUCCGAGUGUGGAAAGGGAUUCACUCAGUCAUCUGCACUUUUGACACACCAGCGGGCUCACACAAUGGAGAAACCGUGGAAGUGUAGGGACUGUGGGAAGGGAUUCCGGUCCCCAUCUGCACUGGAAAAUCAUCGACGCAGUCACACCAGGGAUAGACCAUUCACCUGCCCUGUUUGUGGGAAAGGAUUCACUCUCUCAGCCAACCUGCUGACACACAAGCGAAUUCACACCGGGGAGAGACCAUUCAUCUGCUUCAAGUGUGGGAAGGGAUUCACUCAGUCAUCUGCCCUGCGGAGACACCAGCGAGUUCACACUUGGCAGAGGCCGUUCACCUGCUCUGACUGUGGAAAGGCAUUUACUCAGUUAUCCAGCCUGAUGACACACCAGCGAAUUCACACUGGGGAGAGGCCAUUCGCCUGCUCUGACUGUGGGAAAGGAUUCACUCUGUUUUCCAACCUGCUGAAACACCAACGACUUCAAACCGGGGAGAGACCUUUCACUUGCUCUGAGUGUGGGAAGGGAUUCAAUCAGUCAACUAACUUGCUGACACACCAGCGAGUUCACACAGGGGAGAAACCGUUCACCUGCUCUGACUGUGGGAAGGGAUUCAUUCAUUCAGCUGCCUUGCAGACACAUGAGCAACUUCACACCAGGGAGAGACCAUUCACCUGCUCUGAAUGUGGGAAGGGAUUCAGUGAUUCAUCCAACCUGCUGAUGCACCAGCGAAUUCACACUGGGGGGAGGCCAUUCACCUGCUGUAGCUGCGGGAAGAGAUUCAGACAUUCAUCCACCCUGAAGUACCAGCAAGUUCGUGCUGAGGAGAGGCCAUUCAUCUGCUCCGCUUGUGGGAAGGGAUUCACUCAGUUAUCCAGCUGAUGAGACACAAGCGAGUUCACAGAUGAUUGCAGGGAUUCUGCUGUUAUUGCUGCUGUUAAUCACAUCCAGGACUGAACCAUGUUCAUUCUGACUGUUGGUGAAGUGGGAGAGUCAGAGGGUUUCUUUCUGCUGGGCUGGCUGGUCUCACGGCUUUGCUUCCAGUGGGCUGAUGCUCUUUGAGCCUGGGAGUGCACAUUCCCACUGAAAUGAGCCACAAAGCUGAUUAAGUACAUUUAUUAUAUCCUAAAUAGUAAAUAGUGUUUUUCCUACCGCUACUGAUAGAUCACAAAUAAAUACAUUUGUCACUGUUCCAUUGAGUCUACAGCAUGGGGCCAGGCCAGUCGGCUCAAUUGGUCUAUGUCAGUUUUUAUGCUCCACAUGAACCUCUGCUUCAUCUCCCCCCAUCAGCAUAUCUUUCUAUUCCUAUAUCCCUCGUGUAUGUAUCUAACCUCUGCUUAAAUGUAUUCAUGUUUUUCACCUCAACCACUCGCUGUGGUAGCAAGUUCCACAUUCUCACCACUUACUGGGUAAGGUUUGUUAUGAGAUCCUUAUUGGAUUAUUGAAUCCCUUCAUAAUCUUAAAGACUUCCAUCAGGUCAUCCUUCAGUCUUCUCUCUUUUUUCUGAAAAGUGUCAGUGAAGAAAAUGCUUUUAGUUCUGGUAUUGUUCUUUUUCUAAAUGGAGAUCACUAAUGUUGACAGUUCUCCCAGUUAGUCUAACCAUGGUUCGAAACAAGUUGAACAUAAACUCCCUGCUUUUCAAUUCUAUCCCUCGCGAAUGGAACACUAUAUAAGGACCACACAUUAAAGGAAAGAUGUGAAUUCUUUGAGAGGCUGGAGACAGGAUUUAUGAGAAUGGCACCAGGGAUGAGGGACUUCAGUUAGUUGGAGAGACUGGAGUAGAUGAAAUUCCUUUCUUUAGAUCAUAGAAUUAUGCAUUCGGCCUAUCAAUUGCAUGCCAGCUCUCCAGAGUGAACCAGUCAGUUCCAUUGCCCUGUUCCAUCCUCACGUCCUUAUAGUUUUAUUUGUCCACCCAAUUAUCUCCGCUUCUCUCACCCUCAUUGGAAGCAGAUUCCAGGUCAUGACCACUCACUUUAAAUACCUACAAGGCUCACAGAGCAAAGAGGGAGGCCAUUAUGCCCAUCUUGCUCAUGCUGGCUCUUUGAAAAACAACUCAAUUAAUCCAGUCACCCUGCAGUUUUCUUUUCCUUUCAAGAAUCUAUCCAGAUCCCCUUUUAAAGAUUGAAGUGAAUCUGCUUCUCGCAUCGUUUUCAGGCAGUACAUUCCAAAUCACAACAACUUGCUGUGUUUUAAAACAAAUAAUUCAGGAUAUUGUGUGUUUGAAGUUUCACAGAGUAUUCAAAAUGGUGUCAAAGAUGUGGUUAUUACACAAAAUUAAUGUUCAAUCUUUAUCAAUGAUUUUGACGAGGGGAUUGUGUGUAAUAUAUACAAUUUUCUGGACAAUUAUGAAACAAUACAUUUCUAUAGCACCUCUCAGGACCACAGGACCUCUUAAAGCAUUCUGCAGCCAAUGAAGUAGUUUUGAAGUUUCAUCAUUGUUGUAAUGUAUGAACUAUAGAUAGGGUAGUCAAAUUUCAUUUUAAAAAUCAAUCACUUUCAUCCUGUAUUCACUGUUAUAAGUAACAAGGUCAAGGAAGCCAUUUUAAACUCUUAACAUGUGGCUUCUUGAAACUUUUGCACAUUGUAUAACUUUUCUUUAUUAAAUAAAUAUUGGUUUUGUGUUAAUAGCCAGUCAUGAACCAGAUGAUUAUUCAGUAAUGAACCUUGAAUAAGUUAUCACUUAGUGAAUCAAUGUAAUAGAUAAUUAUUUUAUAAAGGGUGCAUCUGCAUUUUAAAAAUGAACACCAUAUAAACCUAUUUUUUUCUAGAAACUGCAGAGCUAGCAGAAAUUGUUUAAACAAACAAAUUAUUUUCUAAUUUUGAUAAGCUAUAGGACAUCAUAUUCUGCCAAAAUCCAGUUUAAGAAUAAGGCUCAUUGUUUAAUCAAUUCAAGAUGAGUAAAAAAGCUAUUGUUUUCCACAAACUGUCGUUUUGAACCACUGUAUCUUGUAUUAACCAAAUGUAUUGAUUAAAUAUUAUUGUAUUAACUAUCACUAACAGAUAUUUAAGUAGUGAGCCUUAAUUGAGUUACAAUUAAUGAAUCAAUAAUGAGUCAGUAGUUAUAGUAAAAGACUGAGUUUUAUUUACUGUAAAGAUGUGCAACCUUACUGCUGCGUACAUAAAGAAUGUGCAAUGAAGAUAAAUGUACUGGCAAGAGAGACCUCCAAGCUCUGAUUAGCCUCAAAAUUUGAAACUGUCUGAAAACCUGUCUGAUUGUGUAGAAUCAGAUAAAGGGAUUGUAUGAAACAGUUCCAUUGUAUUCCUGUCGAUGAUAAUGAGAGGAGGUUGUGUAAGUAAUUGUGAAUACAAUUAAUCUAGUAACUAAAUUGACCAAUUGUCAUGUUACAACAAGCCCCACACUGAUUCGAGGUAAUGGUCACUUUGGGGAUAAAAGGUCUUCCUUGCUAGCCAAGUACUAAAGAUUCCCAAGGCUGAGUUCCAAGGAAAUUACUGUCAAAGAAGGAGCCAGAGAGGGUGACGCUUCUACGGACUGAUCACCCACAUGAAGUUGUAAAAAGUUAAUGUCUUAAAAUUGUUAAGUAAACCUUUAUCUUAUAAUGUCUAGGGGACGCAAUGGUGUAGUGGUAUUGUCGCUGGACUAGUAAUCCAGAGACCCAGGGUAAUGCUUUGGGGACCAGGGUUUGAAUCCCACCAUGGCUGAUGAUGGAAUUUGAAUUCAAUAGGAAUCUGAGAUUAAAAGGCUGAUAAUGACUCAUGAAACCAUUGUCAGGGAAGGAAAUCUGCUGCCCUUACCUGGUCUGGCCUACAUGUGACUCCAGACUCUUAAAUGCCCCUCUGAACAAGGGCAAUUAGGGAUGGGCAAUAAAUGCUGGCCUGACCAGCAACACCCACAUCCCAUGAAUGAGUAAAAAAAGUUUUUUUUUUAAGUUUACUAUCCAGAGAAGUCUGCCUUUGCCUUAAUUGGUUAAAAUCUUGUUCGGACCAAAGUGAAUUUAUUAAGAGGCAAGCUGAAAUCAGUUGUUACAGAUCGCAAGAUCAGAUAAUAUAAAUCUUAAAUAUCAGAUAUUACAUUUAUAUAGCUUCUUUCACAACGACAAUACAUCACAAAACGCUUUUGAAGUAUAGUCACUGUUGUAAAGUUGGAAACAUGGAAGUUGACAUUUACACACCGCAAGAUCCCACAAACAUCAAUGUGAUAAUGAGCAGAUGAUCUGGUUUUAGUGAUGUUUAUUUAUAAAUAUUCGCCAGGACACCUGGGAUAGCUCCCCUGCUCUUCUUCAAAAUAUUGGCCAUGGGAACUUCCAUCUCCGCCCAAAGGGGCAGACAGGGCCCUUGAGUUAGCAACUCAUCCAAAGGGCAGCAGCUCCAACAGUGCAGCACUCCCACAGUGCUCGCACUUGGAAUGUUGACUUUGAUUUUUGUCCUCAGGUCCCUGGAGUAAGUCUUCAGCCCUCAGCCUUCUAACUCAGAGAUACGAGUGUGAUCCACUAAGCUUUGGCUGACACUAUAGACAAUACAAAGUUAGAAAGGAAAAGUUAUCCUUUAAAUUCCCCACAUUUUGCCUCUAGUGCCUAAAUCUAAUAAUCAAAACUCCAAUCUAAAUUACAUGUAUUUGACUGACAAAUGUUAGUGUUGGCUUACAGCCACAAGUUUUGAGCUCCCAUUUGAACCUCUGGCUCUUUUCUGUCUCUAUUGCUCAUGUCAAUGAUGGAGCUGAGGGCUGAAUUUAGUUGAAAAUAACAGGGUCUGUAAUGCAGUUAAGAAACUGCCAUGGGUGUUGACUAAUACGAAGAUGCUGGAAGGCUGACUGGGAAGUAGACCUCCAUCCAAUUGAGGAAGGAGUGGGGAGUGACCGGGGCUGAUGGUGACAUGACCCCUGGGGUUCAGUUCCCCUGUGUCCAAAGCGGGGAGUCAUGGGAACAGCGUACAGAGGAGCUGAAGAAAAAUCAUUUGGGUCCAGAAUAUUGUGCACAUCCUUUUACUCUGGUUGUCUUUGAUCCUUAAGUAAUUUUCUUCUUUUUAACCAUGUUCUGUUUCAUUAAUAAACUUUUAUCAGAAAA